Messenger RNA from Alternaria atra, 1281 nucleotides. RefSeq lists its product as uncharacterized. Lineage: Eukaryota; Fungi; Ascomycota; Dothideomycetes; Pleosporales; Pleosporaceae. Gene Ontology annotation, cellular component: extracellular region. The transcript has a single exon. Gene Ontology annotation, biological process: glucan catabolic process. Gene Ontology annotation, molecular function: cellulose binding; hydrolase activity, hydrolyzing O-glycosyl compounds. The record is from RefSeq and is a predicted model, not a curated record. Bases 1 to 1281 code for a protein of 426 amino acids.
AUGGCUCGCUACGCAUUCGCAUUCGCUGCUCUUGCAGCAAGCGGUGCUUACGCCGCCCAGGGCGCGGCUUACGCACAGUGUGGUGGACAAGGCUGGACCGGGGCCACCGCAUGUGUAUCUGGCUACCACUGUGAGGUCCAGAACGACUGGUACUCUCAAUGUGUGCCUGGCGCUGGUGCCGGAGCGGCAGCCCCUGCUGCUCCUAAGACUACUAUGGUCACUAUGGCACGAACUUCAGCCGCUGCUACCAAGGCAACCGCCACCAAGACCUCGACCAAAGCAGCAGCUGCCGCAACCAGCAAGGCCGCUGUUGUGGCUGCUGCCCCCAGCUCGUCAAACGGAAAGACUCAGUACGCUGGUAUGAACAUUGCUGGUUUCGAUUUCGGAUGCGACACAUCUGGGUCCUGCAGCGGAGCCUACGUCGACCCCGGUUCCAACGGACUUGCUCAGAUGCAGCAUUUCUCCAAGGAUGACAAGUUCAACAUCUUCCGUCUGCCCAUUGGCUGGCAACAUCUCACUGCCAACAAGCUCGGCGGUGCCCUUGAUGCCACGGUCGCUGGAGCCUACGACAAGCUGGUUCAAGGCUGCUUGGCCACCGGCGCCGUCUGCCUCAUCGACCUCCACAACUACGCCCGCUGGAACGGCCAAAUCAUCGGACAAGGCGGCCCAACCAACGACCAAUUCGCUGACGUAUGGUCCAAGAUCGCAACCAAGUACGCAUCGGAGAAGAACAUCGCCUUCGGUCUGAUGAACGAGCCCCAUGACCUCACAAUGUCCACCUGGGCCGACUCUGCCCAGGCCGCCGUAAACGCCAUCCGCAAGGCCGGUGCCAAGUCACAAAUGAUCCUCGUCCCCGGAACGGACUACACAUCCGCGGGUACCUUCCCCACCGCCAGCGGCCCCUCUCUCCUCAAGGUCAAGGACACCGACGGCACGACCGACAAGAUCAUCUUCGACGUGCACCGCUACCUCGACAGCGACAACUCUGGUACCCACGCUGAGUGCACCAGCGACCACGUUGAGGACUCUUUCGUUCCCCUUGCUACCUGGCUUCGCAGCAACAAGCGUCAGGCUAUCUUGUCUGAGGUUGGUGGUGGUAACACUGCUUCGUGUGAGACGGAUGUUUGCGCUGCCAUUGCUAGCUUGAACAAGAACAGUGAUGUUUACCUUGGUUACAUCGGCUGGUCUGCGGGUGCUUUUGACCAGAGCUACGUGCUUGGAUUGACACCUAACGGUUCGACUGACCAGGCACUUGUUACUAAGUGCUUCAGCCGCGCUUAG